UUGUAGAAUUCAUGUCAAAGUGCUGCAUUAAUGCAUGGACAAAAAAAUAGCUAAUGCGAUCAUUAUUUUGAUUUUCGAAAUAUGAGCCAAUUCCGUAAUCGAUUUGGAUCGCUGUUAAAACAGCAAUUACAAAAAUCCACUCAAAAUAUUUCCAUUAAUAAUCGAAUAUCUAAAAUUUUAGCGAUUUCAAAUCGCCAACAAUCAUUGUGGUGUCCAAUCUAUAAUGAAUCUAUUUUGCAAAGACAUAAUUAUAGACGGAUUUUCACAUCAUUUACGCGGCAUUUAAGUGAUUCGAAUAAAGAACAACAAAAUAAUACUCCAAAAAUUCCUAAUCCGAUAUUCGGUCAUGAUGUUGAAAUUGAUGGACGUAAAAUUCAUUAUGAAAGUGCUGGUCAAGGUGAACAUGUAUUAUUGUUAAUGCCGGGUGCAUUAGGCACUGGCCGCAAUGAUUUUCUUCCACAAUUGACCGGUUUGGAUGGAUCAAAAUUCAAAAUUAUUGCAUGGGAUCCACCUGGUUAUGGACAAAGUCGACCACCAGAACGAGAUUUUGAAGAUUUCUAUCGACGUGAUGCCGUUAUGGUAGCAAAAUUGAUGAAGAAAUUGAAUCAUGAUAGUUAUUCUAUUCUUGGAUGGAGUGAUGGAGGUAUAACUGGAAUCAUAUUAGCAGCCGCUAAUCCAAAUAAUUUACAGAAAUUAAUUAUAUGGGGUGCAAAUGCUUAUGUUUGCGAAGAAGAUCGAGAAUUAUUGCGUAAAGUUCGUGAUGCUCGUCAUGGAUGGUCUGAAAGAAUGCGACGACCAAUGAUCGAAAUUUAUGGUGAAGAACAUUUCUAUCAAUUAUGGGAUCGUUUUAUUUCGCAUAUGUUAACAUUAAGUGAUAUUUGUAAAUCAGAUCUAAAACGUAUUGAAUGUCCAGUGUUAAUAUUACAUGGUGAUGAAGAUCCAAUGCUUGCACGUGAACAUCCACUUUAUCUUGUUAAUAAUAUUCCUAAUGCUACAUUGUUUCGAUUUCCCAAAGGUAAACAUAACAUUCAUCAACGAUUUGCCGAAGAAUUUAAUGAAUUAUGUGAAGAUUUUCUUCUAACUAAAUAAUAAUUAUAGUCAAAUGUGAAUGGAAGACUUUUUAAUUUGUAAAAAUGGUUUGAAUUAAAUUGAAAAUUGG
Dermatophagoides pteronyssinus (European house dust mite) is the source of this 1159-nucleotide messenger RNA. Its product is annotated as serine hydrolase BPHL-like. Lineage: Eukaryota; Metazoa; Arthropoda; Arachnida; Sarcoptiformes; Pyroglyphidae. The record is from RefSeq and is a predicted model, not a curated record. Gene Ontology annotation, molecular function: serine hydrolase activity.